AUGCCGACAACAUUUCACCGGCAGGAAAGAGAAAUUUCGCUCGCAGCUUAUGUGACGAAGAACCCAGCCAACGACGUCUCUUGUACCCAAUGCAUUAGUCUAUUAUCGAAGGGUCCAUGCGAGGAGUGUGUUUCUGUCGGACCGAACACCUUCAAUGGCGCCUGCACCAACUGCCAGUACAAGUCAACAGCUUCUAGAUGCUCAUUCUACAAAGAUCGGUCUCGCUCCUCCAUUGGUGUUCCUGCACCCGGGCCGAAACCGGUUGGACUUGGUUCGAGGGGAAAGGAACGCGACAACGAAGAGGUGAAAGAACAUGGCAAGGAGCAUGGCAAGGAGCAAAGAACGGGCAAUGCAGAACAAGCAGGCAAGAAAACGCAUUCCGGCAAGAGAACGUGUCUCAAAUUUCUGAACGAGCACGUGAGCGUUACGGAGAGGGAGUAUGACUACAAACACAUUGAUGAGCUUCCUGAGGAUAUGCUUGCCUAUGCCUCGGCGAGGCAACUGGAGAUUUGGACUGGCCGGAUCGACGCACAGCUGGCAUUGCGGAACGCAAAGCGCAGCCGCCGCUAG
Anthostomella pinea is the source of this 570-nucleotide messenger RNA. The record is from the annotation of a GenBank genome assembly. NCBI's taxonomy places the organism in Eukaryota, Fungi, Ascomycota, Sordariomycetes, Xylariales, Xylariaceae.